AUGGCUGCUGCACAGCUCACUCCCAUAGCAAGCUUUCCUUCUUCCUUCCUGUGCUCGUCCGGCGAGGCGGUGUGGGGCCACUUGCAAACCGUGCUGGAGGGCGCGGCUGCCACUCACCACGACAGCGCCUCAGGUCCGACGCUGCGGCCGCCCGGCGGUACUAUCCGCCAGAGCGACUUCUGCUAUCGCGCUGCCGUCCGCGUGGGCACCUGGAAGGUGACGCGGGCCUUCAUCGACGGGCAGCAAGUGGGCUUCGUGGUGCACCACGAAUCCGUGUCGCCGCUGGAGCUCCUCAAGCGAGCGGCCGCCGUCGGCAUCUCGCACGGCCAAACGCACGCCGACAAGGGCAUCGUCUACGUCAACCGCUACGAUUGGUCGUGGCACCACGGCAAGGAGAACGACGUGACCGACGCGCUGGGCACCGAUCCGGCCGACGUGAGCGAAUGGGGCGACCCGCUGGUGACCAGCUACCGGGGCGGCCGUCUCUUCUUCAUGGACGCGCAAGGCGUGCCGGCCUUUCUCGAGGCCUUGAAGCCCGGCCAGCUUUGCACGACCAAGUCCGAGCUGGAGGACUGUGCGGCUCUGAAGAGUGGAGCAGGCGAGCCAUUUGGGGUCCACGUAACGAUGCCGGACACCGAAUACGAGCUGGGCUGGCUGGCCUUCAGCGACAACAAGCACGAGAAGUUCGACAAAUCGGACGAGCUGGUCGGGCUGAUCUACGACGGGGUCUACUCGUGCCUCCGCAACGGGGACGACGAGGAAGGCCAGCCAUCUGUCGACUAA
Molecule: messenger RNA, 783 nt
Organism: Acanthamoeba castellanii str. Neff
Lineage: Eukaryota; Discosea; Longamoebia; Acanthamoebidae
Exons: 6
Coding region: 1-783 (260 amino acids)
Source: RefSeq, a predicted model, not a curated record